This is a messenger RNA of Alternaria atra, 486 nucleotides long. RefSeq lists its product as uncharacterized. Bases 1 to 486 code for a protein of 161 amino acids. The transcript is spliced from 3 exons. NCBI's taxonomy places the organism in Eukaryota, Fungi, Ascomycota, Dothideomycetes, Pleosporales, Pleosporaceae. Gene Ontology annotation, cellular component: mitochondrion. The record is from RefSeq and is a predicted model, not a curated record.
AUGCUUCCCAGGCGCAUUGUAGCGGCUCGCCCGCUGGCUCGAGCCAUCGUCCCCGCCGUAGCCCGACCACGACCCCAAUUCACACAAAUCCGAACCGCCCUCACCGAUGCCGAGAAGAGCGCGGUUGAGCUCGCUGACCCGAACCAAAAUGGCGGCUACGUCAACCCUCCCGCUGAGAAGCGAGGAAACCGCGACCCAUAUGGCGAUUACUGGGACAAGCAGGAGCGCCGCAACUAUGGCGAGCCCUGCCACGAGGAUAACGAUAUUCUCGGAGUCCUAGCCCUGCACGACUACAACCACUUCUCCCCCCAAUGGGGCUUCGUCCUGAUGGGCACAUUCAUUGCGACUGUCUUCGGACUCUGCGCAGCUGUUGGUACCAUCUACCCCGACAAGCUCAGUGCUCCCAAGACAUACCCAGAUGGUUUGGAGGCCGAGCUGGGCGGGAAAGGUGCAUUGCUGGCAAGGAAGCCCGGUGAGGGCUGGUAA